Messenger RNA from Meloidogyne enterolobii, 980 nucleotides. NCBI's taxonomy places the organism in Eukaryota, Metazoa, Nematoda, Chromadorea, Rhabditida, Meloidogynidae. The record is from the annotation of a GenBank genome assembly.
AUGGUAAAAAAUCAACAACAAAUCCAAAUAAUAAUCCACCAACAGUUGGAACAAUUCAUCCACCAGUACAACCACCAAGUCAAGGAUAUCCAAGUCCCCCAAGGUAAUCUACCAAAACAGCCAAGUCCUCCAAGCAAAUAUCCUUCAGGCCCACCAAGCUUAGCUCCUUCAGGUCCUACUCCACCAAGCUCAGCUCCUUCAGGUCCUUCUCCACCAGGCUUAUCUCCUUCAGUUCCAGCUGCUCCAUCAGGUCAAUAUCCACCAGGCUCAAAAGUUACAAGCAACUCACUUACUGUUCCUCCACUUUAUACAACAAAUGAGACUUGUUUACCAUUGACACCUGAUAUGCCUGGAGUUAUUGAUCAAUGGUUAGAUAAACCAAAAACUGGAAGAUUUGUUUGGCACGCAUUAACAAAUGCUCAUAGUUAUGGAGGAGAAUGUGGUCUUGGAAUUCAAUAUCCUUAUCAUGCUGGUGUUGGUAGUGAUUUAUGGUCACCAGUAAAAAACUGGGUACGUUCAUGUUUGACUGAUAUCAAAGACCAUUAUAUUCGUAAUGAUCAAGUUUGUGUUAAUAAAUGUGUCAAGAUUGAAUAUAAAAAUAAAACUCUUAUAAUGCCAAUUAUGGAUGAAACUGAUUAUUUGAAACCUUAUGAACUUGAUAUUUCUGAACCAGCAUUUAAAUAUUUAGAAAUGAAUCCUAAUGCUGGAUGGUGUACUGCAACUGUUACAUACAUUCGUUGUGAAAAACUUGGAAAUUAAAAUUAAAUGAAAGUGCUGGGAUAAAAGAAAAUAAUUAAAUGGGAAAAUUAAAAAAAUUUAAAUAAUAAAACUAAAAAAAAUAUUCUUCUGUAUUUCUUAAAAACUAAAAGUCGAAAAUAUAAAGGGUAAUUUAAAAAGUGAAUGGCGAAAGUUGAGACCCUAAAAAGGCGAAAAUUGGUGGAAAAAGAAAGGCGAAAAUUUUUUAGGAUUUAGAAUAUGCG